Messenger RNA from Oikopleura dioica, 231 nucleotides. The record is from the annotation of a GenBank genome assembly. Lineage: Eukaryota; Metazoa; Chordata; Appendicularia; Copelata; Oikopleuridae.
AUGGGUUUUGUCGGAUCGCUUGUUCGCUUCACUGGCAAAACUGCUGUCUUCGGUGCUAAAGUCGGCCUUUUUGUUGGAAGUGUUCAGCUUACUUCUGAGCUUGGUGUCUGGGGCAGAGACCCACAGCUUGCAAAGAAGCGAAUCCAGACGUUUUUCGGCUGCGAGAACAUGACAAAGUGCCCUAUUAUGCGAUGCGAGGGAGAAUGCCCAGUUCUGAAAGUUCUUUCUUAA